AUGUCAUCCGAGGCCCUCACCACAAUCUCCCUCCCCUCUCUUCCCCGGCUGUCCCAGGGCAAAGUCAGGGACCUUUUCGCCCUCCCAGAUAAUCGCACACUUCUCUUCGUCACUUCAGAUCGUAUAAGCGCAUACGACGUCAUUCUCAAGAACGGCAUAUCCUCGAAGGGACUUAUCUUGACGCUGCUCUCUGCAAAAUGGUUCGAGGUGCUCACAUCCAGGAUUCCAGGCUUGAAGCAUCAUUUUCUCAGCCUCACCCCACCGCCAGCGCCUGGUAUAGUCACUCCUGAGGAGCGACGCAUGCUUCGCGGGCGCUCGAUGACUGUUCGUCUGACUAGCGGAGCAGUACGCGGCUAUGUUACGGGGAGUGCAUGGUUAGAGUACCAGAAGAGCCAGAGUAUUCAUGGCCUCCCCCAACCUGCGGGACUCUCGCACUGCCAACAGCUUCCUCAGCCCAUAUACACGCCAUCCACCAAGGCAGAGCUCGGAGAGAAGGAUGUCAACAUCUCCCCAGAUCAGGCGAAGACGAUUGUGGGCGAUAAGUAUGCCUCACGCAUUGAGGAUUUGGCGCUCGCAUGCUACAAAGCAGGGGCCGCCCACGCAGAAGCAUGCGGUAUAAUCAUAGCAGAUACCAAGUUCGAGUUUGGUUUAGAUGAAGAAACCGACGAGAUCUACCUUGUGGACGAGGUUCUCACGCCCGACUCUUCGCGCUUCUGGAGCAAAGCCGACUACCAAGUCGGACGCGAGCAGGACUCCUUCGACAAGCAGGUGCUUAGGAACUGGUUAACGUCGAACGGUCUGAAGGGAAAGCAAGACGUACAAAUCCCUCCCGAAAUCGUAGAGAAGACAAAGUCACGCUAUAUGGAAGUGUACGAACUGUUGUCGGGAAGAACCCUGGAGGAGGCGCUGAAGAGCUUAGAGGACUAA
Molecule: messenger RNA, 927 nt
Organism: Venustampulla echinocandica
Lineage: Eukaryota; Fungi; Ascomycota; Leotiomycetes; Helotiales; Pleuroascaceae
Exons: 11
Coding region: 1-927 (308 amino acids)
Biological process (GO): 'de novo' IMP biosynthetic process
Cellular component (GO): cytoplasm
Molecular function (GO): phosphoribosylaminoimidazolesuccinocarboxamide synthase activity
Source: RefSeq, a predicted model, not a curated record